Molecule: messenger RNA, 4063 nt
Organism: Drosophila bipectinata
Lineage: Eukaryota; Metazoa; Arthropoda; Insecta; Diptera; Drosophilidae
Gene: g
Product: adaptor-related protein complex 3, delta 1 subunit-like garnet
Biological process (GO): protein targeting to vacuole; anterograde synaptic vesicle transport; synaptic vesicle budding from endosome
Cellular component (GO): AP-3 adaptor complex; presynaptic endosome; membrane coat
Source: RefSeq, a predicted model, not a curated record
CCCCGCAGCCUGGCCACACUGAUUAGAUGUUUCUUUUUGCAACUUUUGCAAGUCCAGAAAAAAGAAAACAAAAAGAAAAAGAGGAAGUUAGCUGCUGCCGCCGGUGCUGAGGUGUUGAAAUCGAACUAAUAUCGCCCGCUGCUGCUUGGAAAAUCACAGCCCCAUUGUCAAGCCGACCGAAGCGAAACGAAAACAUCAACAUGGCACUGAAGAAAGUGAAGGGCAACUUUUUCGAGCGUAUGUUUGAUAAAAACCUAACAGAUUUGGUGCGCGGCAUCAGGAACAACAAGGAUAAUGAGGCCAAAUACAUAUCGACGUGCAUCGAGGAAAUCAAACAGGAGCUGCGACAGGACAAUAUCAGUGUCAAGUGCAAUGCGGUGGCCAAGCUCACCUAUAUACAAAUGCUGGGCUAUGACAUUUCCUGGGCGGGAUUCAACAUCAUCGAGGUGAUGAGCUCUUCCCGUUUCACCUGCAAACGAAUCGGCUAUCUGGCGGCCAGCCAAUGCUUUCAUCCAGACAGCGAGCUUCUUAUGCUUACCACAAACAUGAUACGCAAGGAUCUCAAUUCGCAGAAUCAGUACGAUGCUGGAGUGGCGCUCAGUGGGCUAAGCUGCUUUAUUUCACCCGACCUAUCCCGCGAUUUGGCCAACGAUAUUAUGACCUUGAUGAGCUCAACGAAACCGUAUCUGCGCAUGAAAGCCGUCCUUAUGAUGUAUAAAGUAUUUUUACGCUAUCCCGAGGCAUUGAGACCUGCAUUUCCUAAACUCAAAGAGAAACUGGAAGAUCCAGAUCCAGGUGUCCAAUCAGCUGCCGUGAAUGUUAUUUGUGAAUUAGCACGUAAGAAUCCAAAAAACUACCUGCCCCUGGCGCCGAUCUUCUUCAAACUGAUGACCACAUCGACCAACAACUGGAUGCUGAUCAAGAUUAUCAAGCUGUUUGGCGCUUUAACUCCCUUAGAACCCCGGCUAGGAAAGAAAUUAAUAGAACCACUCACAAAUCUAAUUCAUAGCACCUCGGCGAUGAGUCUCCUGUACGAGUGCAUCAACACGGUGAUCGCGGUCCUCAUCAGCAUCAGCAGCGGCAUGCCGAACCACAGUGCCUCCAUCCAGCUCUGCGUCCAGAAGCUGCGCAUCCUCAUCGAGGAUUCGGACCAAAAUCUUAAAUACCUUGGACUACUGGCCAUGUCCAAGAUCCUCAAGACGCACCCAAAGAGCGUGCAGGCGCACAAGGAUUUGAUUCUGGCCUGCCUGGACGACAAGGAUGAGUCCAUCAGGCUGCGGGCUUUGGAUCUGCUCUAUGGCAUGGUCUCGAAGAAGAACCUAAUGGAGAUCGUGAAGCGACUGCUGGGUCACAUGGAGCGAGCCGAGGGCUCCGCUUACCGGGACGAGCUGCUCUAUAAGGUGAUCGAAAUCUGCGCCCAGAGCUCCUACCUGUAUGUGACCAACUUUGAGUGGUAUCUGACGGUGCUGGUGGAGCUGAUCCAGCUGGAAGCUGGCUCGCGGCAUGGCCGGCUCAUCGCCGAGCAGCUGCUGGACGUGGCCAUUCGGGUGCCGGUGGUGCGGCAGUUCGCCGUUAAUGAGAUGACCAACCUGCUGGACACGUUCACCGUCUCGGCGCAAAGCAACUCCAUGUACGAGGUGCUCUACGCCGCCGCCUGGAUUGUCGGCGAGUUCUCCGGCGAGCUGGAGGACGCCGAGAAGACGUUGAAUAUCCUGCUGCGACCGCGACAACUUCCCGGCCACAUCCAGGGCGUUUACGUGCAGAACGUGAUCAAGCUAUUCGCCCGCCUGGCCACCACGUGUCUAGAGCUGCAGGAUCUGGCAGGAUUAAUAAGACUUUGCGACCAUGUCCUGGAGAAGCUGCAGCACUUUAACGGCUCCAGCGAUAUCGAGGUCCAGGAGCGAGCCAACUCCGCCUGCAUGUUGAUCGAAAUGCUGCGCAACCAACUGGCGACGUCGGAGGAUGCCAUGGAUACGACGAGCACGGCGGAGAGUGGCAUUCCUCCCUUGGCGAUCGAGAUCGUCCAGGAGAUGACGCUCCUGUUUGCGGGCGAACUGAUUCCGGUGGCGCCCAAGGCGCAACGGAAGGUGCCUCUGCCCGAUGGCCUCGAUUUGGACGAGUGGAUCAAUGCUCCGCCACCAGAGGAUGCGGCCAGCAGUUCGUCCUCGGACCAUGACAAAGACGAGCUCUUCGUCAGCUCCUCCCAGGGUGGAUCCGGUCUGGGUGAUGGCGGUGGCGGCGGCGGGAGCGGGGCAAAGCGUCGCCAAAGCCUGGAACUCACGCCCGAGCAACUGGAACGGCAGCGAACUGCCCGCCUCAUGGAGCAGUCAAACAAUCCCCACUACCUCAAGUCCACGCCCUCGGCGAGCAGUGCGUCCGCGAAUGCCGACCAGUACGACAAUAUCGAUGAUAUACCGAUCACGGAACUGCCGCUGGACAUGGAGGGUGUGGCCGCCUUAAGAGUGGGCAUCACCAAACGUUCGGAUAAAUACCUACAGGAGCAGCAGGCCGCUUCGAGUGGCAAGGACGGCAAGAAGAAACACAAAAAGGGCAAAAAGAGCAAAAAGGCGAAGAACAAAGUGGCCUACAACAGCAGUUCCGAGUCCGAAGGAGAGCCGAAACCCUUGCACAUUGUUAACACCACAUUGGACAUGCCCGAAGGCGUUUCCCUCUCGGACAGCGAGGACAAAGACGGCAAAUACGAUCCCAAUGAUCCCCAUCGUGCCCUGGACAUUGAACUGGACAUAACGGACUUUGAGCCACAAGCUUCAAAAUCCACGUACAAGAAGUCAUCCUCCGGGAAAGAGAAUCUCAAGGUGCCAGCGGACUCUGCCGGCAGCAGUAGCACCUCCAAGAAGGACCGCAAAAAGGACAAGGACCGGGAGGGGAAGCGAGAGCACAAGCGGGAACGUAAGACGACUGCCGCUGCUGCUGCUGCUGCUGCUGCCUCCCAGCCGGUGAUCGAUCUCAUUGACGCCGACACGCCCACACCAAGCCCCAGCCAUAAUGCCAGCCAAGCCCCCAGCAACGAGAACAACAAUACGGCGAAUGUCCUUCCAGAUGCCGGCAAGCAUCACAAGAAGAAGAAGAACAAGGAGAAGUCGCGGGAAGCGAUUAUCGAUGUGGCCGCCGAUGAGGAACAGGCGGGUGAACCGUCGGCGUCCAAGUCGCACAAGAAGAAGCAUAAAAAGGACAAGUCGCAGCGCAAGGAGAAGAAGGCUUCCGCAUCCGCAUCCGCAUCCGUAUCUGAAUACGAACAGCCACUGGGCAUCUCAACGCCCAGCAAAGAGAUUUUUUAAUUUCUAAGUAUGCUCCAAGUUCCACAACUAUUAUUACUAAUUAUACACUUCUUUUUUUUUUUUAUUUUCGAUUCAUUGUAACCAGAAGAUGAAGAAGAAGUAUCAUCUAGUACUAUCAUUAUCCUUUCCAUUCUCAUCAUUAAGUUCAAAAAAAAUGAAAAAUGCCUCCUAAAGAAACAAAAAAAACUAAACAAAUUAUCGCUGCGAUAUAAAAAACAUUGAACAAAAUUGAUAUGCUGAUAACAAAAAAUAAAAACUAAACCAAUAUUAAAUUGUAUAUAUAUAUUGCUAUAAAUAUAUAUAUAUAGAAAAUGCCGCCAGUCUGCCAGUCGCGGCUUAAAACAGAAGUAGAACCGAUGGAUCGGAUGGAUCAAUUAUAUGCAUUCGUGUACUAUCUAUUUUUGAUGAAUUUGUAGCCUAGAAAGCAUGCGAUUUCACAACAGAACAACACACACACACACACACACCAACACACAACUAUAUAACUAUAACUAUAGAUAUAUAAAUAUAUAUAUAUAUAUUAUAUAUAGAAAUUUUUUAAAGAAUCCGGCAUGGAGUGUAAAAACAUGUAAACCUACGAAUCAAACUUUAAGUACUGCUACUGAGAAAUGGGGGGGAGAGAGCAACGGAAGAGAAGCUAACGUGAAAUUAUAUUCAUACAUACUAUAUAUUAUGUACAAGAGUCCACAAUCACACCCACAUCCAUUCAAAAACCCCACACAUCAAGAUAUAUAAACGUUAAAUAAAUGGAAAGUACAAUAUAA